This is a messenger RNA of Arabidopsis thaliana (thale cress), 792 nucleotides long. RefSeq lists its product as uncharacterized. The transcript has a single exon. NCBI's taxonomy places the organism in Eukaryota, Viridiplantae, Streptophyta, Magnoliopsida, Brassicales, Brassicaceae. The coding region runs from base 61 to 492 and encodes 143 amino acids. The record is from RefSeq and is marked reviewed.
AUCAUAACACACUUGAAAAAAAAACAUCUUAAUUAGAAAACAAAAAGGAGAGACAUAAAGAUGAAUGCUAUUAAGUUUGUUGUACUUCUCUUGAUUGGAGUUGUAUGUGUCAAUGUUGGUGCAAUUAGGCAACUCGAGAAAAGAUCCAAAGAGACCGAAUUAAGCGUCUCUCUUCCCAAAGCUACCAAAGGCGUUGGAGCUGAAUUUACAGUUACUGUUUAUACUCAGUCUAUAGGUGAUGGCAAUGGCUUUGGUGAUGCUAAAAUAAAGGGUCGCAAAGGUUCCAGCAGCAAUGCAAUUGGAAGCGGCUCCGGAAUUACUAGUGGAUAUGUCAUUGCAAAGGGUCCCAACGCAACAGCUUUUUCUAGGAGUAUUGCUUUCGGUCUAGGCCAAGCUAAUGCUGUAGCGGGUCGCAAAGGUGCAACCGCCAAAGGAAAUGGUUUUGGACGUGGCAUUACUACUGCAUUUGGCAGCACCGGGCCUAAACCGUGAGGUGAUCAUGCUCAUUUCUCCGCCUAUAUAUCAUAAUACUCUACAAACCCAACAAUAAUCUCUUUGUAUUCAUAAAUAAGACUAGAGAUUGCCACCUUUAUUAAUUAUGAUGAAAGUGCUACUCUUUGUGUGAUGUCUAUUGUUAAAUAAAAUAAAUGCAAUAAUUACGACUUUAAUAGUCUUUUUAAAUGACGUCCAAAUAUAGAAAAAAGGAAGAUAAUCUAUUUGAGCUCCUCAUAUCUCUUGUAACAUGUAACAUCUCAAAGUAAACUGAAUUACAUGGUAUUUCUAUCGUAGACG